Molecule: messenger RNA, 6674 nt
Organism: Sturnus vulgaris (Common starling)
Lineage: Eukaryota; Metazoa; Chordata; Aves; Passeriformes; Sturnidae
Gene: HEPH
Product: hephaestin
Biological process (GO): iron ion transport
Cellular component (GO): plasma membrane
Molecular function (GO): ferroxidase activity; copper ion binding
Source: RefSeq, a predicted model, not a curated record
UUCAUACUUUCUCAAAAUGUCCAGCACCUUCAAACCAAAUGGUCAUAAUUCUGUUUCAUUCUUUUUGUGUUUCCCCAAUAGGUGUAGCUUCCAAAAGCACCUUUCAGGCUGGGAUGGGAUCAGUCUGGUGGUUGCUACUCUGCAUUUCCAUGCUGUCACCCACGUUUGCUGGUGGUGUCACCCGAGUCUAUUACCUGGGGAUCCAUGAGGUGGACUGGAACUAUGCUCCAACAGGGAAGAAUGUGUUUGCCAACCAGGCUAUUGCAAGUAACCACCAGGCCUCAGCAUUCCUGCAGUCUGGGAAAGACAGAGUGGGAAGCACAUACAAGAAAUCUGUCUAUAAACAAUACACGGACUCCACGUACACCACUGAGAUCCCCAAACCUGUCUGGCUGGGGUUCCUUGGGCCUAUCAUCCGAGCAGAAGUGGGGGAUACCAUUCAAGUACACCUAAAAAAUUUUGCUACUCGACCAUAUACAAUCCAUCCUCAUGGUGUUUUCUACGAAAAGGACUCUGAAGGAUCCCUGUAUCCUGAUAUGUCCCCCCAGGAUCAGAAGAAGGAUGAUGCUGUUUUCCCAGGAAAGAAUUACACCUAUACUUGGACUGUCCCUGAAGAUCACAGUCCAACUGAUGAUGACCCAAACUGCUUGACCUGGAUCUACCACUCUCAUAUUGAUGCACCAAGGGACAUUGCAUCUGGAUUAAUUGGGCCUUUACUCACAUGUAAAACGGGAACACUGACUGGCAGCUCUCAAAGACGCUGGGAUGUGGAUGUUGAUUUCUUUCUGAUGUUCAGUGUGGUGGAUGAAAACCUAAGCUGGUAUCUGGAUGACAACAUUGCAUCAUUCUGCACAGAUCCUGGCUCUGUAGACAAAGAAGAUGAGGAAUUUCAGGAGAGCAACAAAAUGCAUGCUAUUAAUGGUUAUGUGUUUGGCAACCUCCCUGAGCUGAAGAUGUGUGCUGGGGAUUCUGUUGCAUGGUACCUCUUCGGGAUGGGCAAUGAAAUUGAUGUUCACACAGCCUACUUCCAUGGAGAGACACUCAAAAUCCGUGGCCACAGGACAGAUGUGGCCAGCCUCUUCCCAGCCACUUUUGUUACAGCAGAUAUGACCCCCAGAAACCCUGGGCGAUGGCUGCUGAGUUGCCAGGUCAAUGAUCACAUACAAGCUGGGAUGGGGGCACUCUAUGAAGUCCGGCCCUGCUCUCGGCAAGCUGCAGCACCCAGCCUGGAAGGGAGAGUUCGGAAAUACUUCAUAGCUGCCAAGGAUGUGCAGUGGGACUAUGCACCCUCAGCACGUGACCAGCUCACUGGGAAGCAGCUCAGUGACACAGGCAGUCCUGCUGAGCAGUAUUUCAAGCGUAGCCUCUACCGAAUUGGAGGUGUCUAUUGGAAGGCAAAGUAUGUGGAAUAUACUGAUGGGAGUUUCCGUGAGGAAAAGCAGCAAUCAGCAGAAGAGAAACACCUUGGAAUACUUGGUCCAGUGAUCAAAGCUGAAGUUGGAGACACCAUCCUGGUGACAUUUUUUAACAAAGCCUCCUGGCCCUUCAGCAUCCAGCCACAUGGAGUGUCCUAUGGGAAGGAAUCAGAAGGGAUGUGGUACCAUGAUGGCUUGUCCCAGAGUGGGGUUUCUGUGGCACCACUGCACAACUUCACGUACCGCUGGACUGUGCCAAGCCACGUGGGGCCCACGUCCAGUGACCCUCCCUGCCUCACCUGGAUGUACAGCUCAGCUGUGAAUCCUGUCAAAGACUCCAGCUCAGGCUUAGUGGGGCCUCUGCUCAUCUGCAAGUCAGGCACUUUGGAUGAAAACAACAAGCAGAAAGGGAUCAACAAAGAAUUUUAUCUUCUCUUCAACGUGUUUGAUGAGAACCUCAGCUGGUAUUUAAAUGCCAACAUAAAGUACUACUUGAGGAUGGAAGAGACAUCUGUGGAAAAGGAUGAUGGCUUCGAGGAGUCCAACAGGAUGCAUGCCAUCAAUGGAUUUAUGUUUGGUAACUUGCCUGGGUUGGACGUGUGUGAAGGAGACAACGUGUCCUGGCACCUCCUGGGCUUGGGCAGCGAAGCGGAUGUGCACGGAGCUGUGUUUCAGGGAAACACCAUAGAGAUGAACGGGAUGAGGAGAGAUUCAGCCAAUCUGUUCCCUCACACAUUUGCCACUGCUUUCAUGCAGCCUGAUCACAGUGGGACUUUUGAGAUCUACUGCCAGACGAGCAAUCACUACCAGUCUGGGAUGAGGCAGCAGUACAACGUUUCCAGGUGUGGAAAGGCGGGCAGUGCCUCUGCCCGUCACUACAGGGGAGUGCGGACGUUCUACAUCGCGGCCGAGGAGGUGGUGUGGGACUACGCCCCGGACCGCAGCUGGGAGAGAGAACGGCACAACCACUCUGCACAGAGCUAUGCUGAUGUGUUUCUGAACAACGAGAAUGGACUGCUCGGCUCCAGGUACAAGAAAGCAGUUUACAGGGAGUACACAGAUGGCACUUUCCAAACCCCCAAGGCCAGGAUAAGUCGUGAUGAACACCUAGGGAUACUGGGCCCUUUUCUGUGGGCGGAAGUGGGCGAUAUUCUCAACAUCGUGUUCAAGAACAACGCCUCGCGACCCUACUCUGUCCAUGCACACGGGGUGCUGGAGCAGCAGGCUGGACAUCCCCAAGUGGCAAACCCUGGUGACAUUGUGACAUACCGGUGGGAAGUUCCUGAGAGAUCUGGUCCAGGUCCAAAUGAUUCAGCCUGUGUUCCUUGGAUCUACUACUCUGCAGUGGACCCAGUAAAGGAUAUGUACAGUGGGCUGGUCGGGCCCCUGAAGGUGUGCCGGAGAGGGGCCCUGCGGUCCAGUGGGACCAGGAAGGAUGUGAAGAGGGAGUUUGCUCUGCUUUUCCUGGUUUUUGAUGAAAAUCAGUCCUGGUACUUGGAGGAGAAUGUGGAACGUUUCAGUAAGGGAAAUCACACGGAGAUCAACCUGCUGGAUGAGCAAUUUGUGGAAAGCAACAAAAUGCACGCAAUCAAUGGCAGGCUCUAUGCCACCUUACCUGGGCUGACCAUGUACCAGGGAGAGAGGGUGAACUGGUACCUGCUGGGAAUGGGUCAUGAAGUUGAUGUCCACACAGUUCAUUUUCAUGCUGAGACCUUCAUAUACAAGAAUGGCAAAAGCUACAGAGCAGAUGUUGUGGAUCUGUUCCCUGGGACCUUUGAAAUGGUGGAGAUGCUGGUUGGGAACCCUGGGACAUGGCUGCUUCACUGUCACGUGUCUGACCAUAUCCAUGCUGGCAUGGAGAUCCUCUUCACUGUUCUGCCCAGAGGAGAGUCAGAGCUGGAAGACUUGACUGCCAUCCAAGGGUUGCAGCUUGAGGAUGAGGAUGAGUCCCAGAAGCUGAUGCUUUUUGGAUCUAAGGUGACCCAAGAGCAGAUAGAGGCCACAGUCAUCUCUCUGGCUGUUGUAGGAGUCCUGCUGCUCCUGGCUGCUGGUGUCCUCCUGGGAGCAGUCAUCCAUCUUGAGAGGCAGAGGAGGUUACGACGCAAUCGGAGAUCCAUCCUGGAUGACGGAUUCAAACUCGUGUCUCAAAAGAAUUCAGGUCUCUGAAAGCCAUGUGCAAACAUUGGGCUGUGUGCUCGGAGCAGGGGCUGGAUCCUUGUCCACAGCAAAGAUUUUGGGGCAUCAUUUCAAUUGUGCACUGUACUUCUAGAAGCUGAGGAGGGAAAGCUGGAGCUCUGACCUCUUCAUAUAUUCUUCUCAGCCCUCUGUAAAGAAAAUCCAGGAGAGAUCCAAGGACCCCUUAAACUGACUGAAGACAAGUAAUGAUUAAAGAAGGUCCUUCUGGAAUACUCUCCUUCCCCAAGGAGGAGAGAGGACAUUUUCUUCUCUCCAGAACAGCUCCAAUUGGUCUUUCCCAGCAGAAUAGCUUAGACCAGAUUCCAGUCUUGCUCCAUUGCCAGAACCGAGUUGGGAAUUGUCUCCCAAGACACUGUGAACCACUAAUGUAAUUAAUCUGAAGGAGAGGAAGAUAAUCUUUUCAGUUUAGUGAAUCAAUGAAGAAUACAGAAAAAAAUUGUUAAUUUAGAGUUGGAUUGCUGGUUUUGAUGAGUAAGUGGGCAGACAAAAUCAGGGCACUGCACACCACUGUGAGAACGCCAUGAAGGACCAUGACGAGCUGUGCCUUCACUGUCAGCCUUGCUGUGACACAUCCUUUUGCUCUUUGCUGGGGGCCAAACUCAGAGUGGGUGGUGGGACCAGAGUUCUGUAGCUCACCUGUGGGCUGUGGUAGCCACCUUCCAGCAUCAUCUGUGCCCACACAUAGCACCAUAACACCAUCCUGUGUGUGCCCACACAUCCCACAGUCCCAUCACCCUGUGGUCAAGUGCCGAGCCCUUCCCUAUGAAAUACCUGUCCAGCUCCCUCCCCUGAAUCCCCAUUGCCCAAGUGGAUGCAGGUUAGUGCUUCCAUAUUUCUGUGCUUGGUUUUAAAAUGGAAAGAACAUAAAAGCAAUCUGUUGUGGGUGGCUUUCAGAGGCAAUUAAAGCAGCUAAGUAGCUCUAAUUACAAGGGACUGCUGUGGGCUCCUUAGGUAUAACAGCACCAUUUUCUUCAGAACAGUGGUUAUCACAUACUUAAUCAUGUUCAAUUCAUAUCAAGCCCCUGCAUAUUUCCAGCUGCCUUUUCCUUUGGCAAUGAGGACAAAGCUCAUUAUUUUUCUUUCAUUACACUUCAUUAAGCCUAGUGAGGGGCUACAGGACUGUUGAAUACUCUGAAUUUGGAUAAUCUUAGCUAAGAUUCAAGCUUGGUUCAGUUGCUAAUGCAAACCAGAAGUUUCCAAACCCAUCAGUUGUAGAGAAUUUUAGAAGUUAUAAGAAUGAAGAAAGAAGUCUUUUAUUUUUUUCCCCCUUGACUUGUUAAAAAUAUAUAUAAAAUAUAUAAAAAAUGUUUUGGGCCUGCACUGAGACAAAGGAGUGAGUUUAAAUGUAUUCCCUUGCUUCAGGGCAGCAGAACAGGGAAAUUGCCCUUCCUGCAGCUGUGCAGCCCAGACUGAGCUUUGGGUGCUGGCCCCAAGCAGGGCAGCAGAUGGCUAGGAGCUGGAUUUCACACAUUCCAUAAACAGCAGGCUGCCAAAAUUCCUCCAAUGUAAUGUUUUUUGAUGCUCCAAGUGGAGCAUCAGUGGCAGAGGUCUCCUCUCCAGCAGGGGUUGUGAGGAACAGUGGGGGCAGGCUCUGGAGAAGCCUGUGGUGUGAGGGGUGUGUCCUGUGAGCACCAACUCCUCCUCAAAAUGAGAAAACUCACAGGAAAGCCUUAGACAAAACAGAAAUAGAUGAUUCUUCUAGAAUCUUCUAUUGCAGCAAACUGACAAAGCACAGUUUAUCAGCAAGUUCACAACCACUUCUAAGGAGAAGUCAGCUCUGCCAGCCAGUGUGCAUAUGAGGAGGAGAUCACAGAAUCACAGAAUAUUCAGAGUUGGAAGGGACCUACGAGAAUCAUAGAGUCUGGUUCUGAAGUGAAUGGCCCAUACAGGGAUUGACCCCUCAACCCUGGCAUUAUUGGCACCAUGCUCUAACCAAAUGAGCUAGUCCAGUGAACCUCCACCAUAAACCCACCCCACUUUAACCCACACUGCCAGUAGAGUUCAGAACAGGUUUACUGCCAUGGAAGAACAGGUGUUGCAGCUUUUGUAUGGGAUAAAUAUAAGCAGUUAAUACUGCCUGUUGUUGUCACUUUAGGCAGUGCUUUCUGUCUGCAGUUUUAACAUUGUCCUUCCUAGACCCCCGUUAGUUGUGAUGACAUUUUCAAAAGCUGACCCAGAUGAUCACUUACCUCUUUGAAGCCUUCCAGGCUAUCUCAGGUGGCUGCAAAGCAGAGUUGCUUGUUACAUUGCAGCAGCAGGGCUGGGAAGGGAUCCCUGUACUGUCACCCCACUCAGUGAUGGGCAGACAGCCAUGCCCUCAGCCAUGGCAGUGUGGUCCAUCCUCCUGCUGACUCCCACUUCGACUGCACAUGGGAGAUGUGUGAGUCUAAAGCCUUUUGGUUGUGCACAUGGAAAUAUAACGUGCUGUCUUUGUACUUUUUUCUGGAAACACAGAAGUUAAUAUGGAAUUAACCUGUGACACUCCAUGAAGCAACUGACACUUGUAGUUGUCAGCGAAAGGAUUUGCUGGGCUCUCAGCUGUUGUGCAGCCUCUAAUUCUGAACUAAAUUGCUUGGUGAUCCAGACUGGCCAUGCAGCCUGUUUGCAGUUUUGUUGGUAUAGCAAAUUAUGGGAGUGAUGGCAAGUCUGGAGUGAUGUGCUCAUAGACUGCAUGGGGAGAGGAAUUUGGGCACAACAGCUGCCAAAACAAGGGGAUGUGCAAGGUAAAAUCAGAGGAUGGAUCUGAGCAGAAGAGAAAGCCACAUCUGGCUUACUCGUAUGUGGAGUCUGGGAUCUGGGAUGUACAAAUAAGGCACUGUGCAUACACGAGGUACCAGACCUGCUGCAGCACUCAUCUGGGAAACAAUCAAUGAAUGCAGUCACAGACUGUUCUGGGAUGUGAGAAGAGCAGGACUGGGCAUGUGAUUGAUCAAACAGCUGUUGCUGAAAUUAACAUUUAUGGUGUUAAAAAUCAAAGACAGCCUGUCUUGGAAAUCAAUUUGUUUGUUAAUUUGCUCUUAUUUUGGGGAAAGUAAAUCUGUUGCUCACCAGGUGCUUUAUAAA